Molecule: messenger RNA, 3573 nt
Organism: Pipistrellus nathusii (Nathusius's pipistrelle)
Lineage: Eukaryota; Metazoa; Chordata; Mammalia; Chiroptera; Vespertilionidae
Source: the annotation of a GenBank genome assembly
AUGGCCUCACAAGUCUUGGUCUACCCACCAUAUGUUUAUCAAACUCAGUCAAGUGCCUUUUGUAGUGUGAAGAAACUCAAAGUAGAGCCAAGCAGUUGUGUAUUCCAGGAAAGAAACUACCCACGGACCUACGUGAAUGGUAGAAACGUUGAAAAUUCUCAUCCUCUCAUAAAGGGUAGUGCUUUUCAGACAAAGAUAGCAUUUAACAGACCUCGAGGACACAACUUUUCGUUGCAGACAAGUGCUGCGGUUUUAAAAAACACUGCGGGGGCUACAAAGGUCAUAGCAGCUCCGGCACAGCAAGCUCAAGUGGGGGCACCUCCGGCCGGGGCGUGGAGACCUAGGUUACACUUCCUAGGGGGCCCCCAGCGAUGUGGAUUGAAGCGCAAGAGUGAGGAGUUGGAUAAUCAUAGCGCAAUGCAGAUUGUCGAUGAAUUGUCCAUACUUCCUGCAAUGUUGCAAACUAACAUGGGAAAUCCAGUGACAGUUGUGACAACUACCACAGGAACAAAACAGAAUUGCACUACUGGAGAAGGUGACUAUCAGUUAGUACAGCAUGAAGUCUUAUGCUCCAUGAAAAACACGUAUGAAGUCCUCGAUUUUCUGGGUCGAGGCACUUUUGGCCAGGUCGUCAAAUGCUGGAAAAGAGGGACGAAUGAAAUUGUGGCAGUCAAGAUUUUGAAGAAUCACCCUUCUUAUGCACGCCAAGGUCAGAUAGAAGUGAGCAUAUUAGCAAGACUCAGUACUGAGAAUGCUGAUGAGUAUAACUUUGUUCGAGCUUAUGAGUGCUUUCAGCACCGCAACCAUACUUGUUUAGUCUUUGAGAUGCUGGAACAAAACUUGUAUGACUUUCUGAAACAAAAUAAGUUCAGUCCCCUGCCACUAAAAGUGAUUCGACCCAUUCUUCAACAAGUGGCCACUGCACUGAAAAAAUUGAAAAGCCUUGGUUUGAUUCAUGCUGAUCUCAAACCAGAGAAUAUUAUGUUGGUGGAUCCUGUUCGGCAGCCUUACAGGGUUAAAGUCAUAGACUUUGGGUCAGCCAGUCACGUGUCGAAGACUGUUUGUUCAACAUACCUACAAUCUCGGUACUACAGAGCUCCAGAGAUUAUAUUGGGGCUGCCAUUUUGUGAAGCCAUAGACAUGUGGUCCUUGGGAUGCGUGAUUGCAGAAUUAUUCCUUGGAUGGCCGCUCUACCCAGGAGCCUUGGAGUAUGACCAGAUUCGAUACAUUUCUCAGACUCAAGGUUUACCAGGAGAACAGUUGUUAAAUGUGGGUACAAAAUCCACAAGAUUUUUUUGCAGAGAAACAGAUAUUUCUCAUUCUGGUUGGAGAUUAAAGACACUAGAAGAACAUGAGGCAGAGACAGGAAUGAAGUCUAAAGAAGCCAGAAAGUACAUAUUCAACAGUCUGGAUGAUAUAGUGCAUGUGAACACAGUGAUGGAUUUGGAAGGAAGUGAUCUUUUGGCUGAGAAAGCUGAUAGAAGAGAAUUUGUCAGUCUGUUAAAGAAAAUGUUGCUGAUCGAUGCAGAUUUAAGAAUUACUCCAACUGAAACAUUGAACCAUCCUUUUGUUACUAUGAAACAUCUUCUAGAUUUUCCUCAUAGCAACCAUGUAAAGUCCUGUUUUCAUAUCAUGGAUAUUUGUAAGUCCCACCCAAAUACAUGUGACACAAAUAAUCACAAUAAAACUUCACUUUUAAGACCAGUUUCUUCAACUAGUACAGCUAAUCUGGCAGCAAGUUUUACUAAACUUGGCACAUUAAGAAGUCAGGCAUUAACCACAUCUGCACACUCGGUUGUGCACCAUGGAAUCCCUCUGCAGGCGGGGACUGCUCAUUUCGGCUGCGGUGAUGCUUUUCAGCAGACACUGAUUAUCUGCCCCCCAGCUAUCCAAGGGAUUCCUACCACACAUGGUAAACCCACUAGUUACUCAAUAAGGGUGGAUAAUACAGUUCCACUUGUAACUCAGGCCGCGGCUGUGCAGCCACUCCAGAUCCGACCAGGAGUUCUUUCUCAGACAUGGUCUGGUAGAACCCAGCAGAUGCUGGUACCUGCCUGGCAGCAAGUAACACCCUUGGCUCCUGCUGCCACUUCGUUAGCUUCUGAGGGUGUGGCUGGUUCACAAAGACUUGGAGACUGGGGGAAAAUGAUUUCACACAAUGGUCAUUAUAGCUCAGUGAUGCCGCAACCUCUUCUAACCAAUCAGAUAACUUUAUCGGCUCCUCAGCCAAUCAGUGUGGGCAUCGCACAUGUUGUCUGGCCUCAGCCUGCUGCUACCAAGAAGAAUAAGCUGUGCCCGAACAGGAGUAAUGCAUUGCAGAAUACCAAUAUUCCACAUUCAGCAUUUAUUUCUCCAAAGAUAGCAAAUGGGAAAGAUGUUGAGGAAGUAAAUUGUAUAGAAACACGGGACAAUCAUAACUCAGAAGAGGAAAGAAAUUGUGAAACAUCCGUCAGGCAGGACCCUGAUUCAUCAGUUUCAGACAAGCAGCGGCAAACCAUCAUCAUAGCUGACUCUCCAAGUCCUGCUGUGAGUGUGAUCACUAUCAGCAGUGACACAGAUGAGGAAGAGACAACACAGAGACAUUCUCUCAGAGAUUGUAAAGGUAGUCUAGAUUGUGAAGCUUGCCAGAGCACUUUGAAUAUCGAUCGGAUGUGCUCAUUAAGUAGUCCUGAUAGUACUCUGAGCACCAGCUCCUCGGGGCAGUCCAGCCCAUCCCCUUGCAAGAGACCUAACAGUAUGUCAGAUGAAGAGCAGGAGAGUGGUUGUGAUACGGUGGACGGCUCUCCAACAUCAGACUCUUCGGGACAUGAUAGUCCUUUUGCGGAGAGCACUUUUGUGGAGGACACUCAUCAGAACACAGAACUGGUGCCCUCUUCCGACACAGAACCCAAGCCAGCUGUCUGUGCUGUUGUGGUGCCACCAAUGGGACUAGAGAAUGGAUUAAAUGCCGAUGAGCAUAUGGCAAACACAGAUUCUGUGUGCCAGCCAUUGAUAAAAGGACGAUGUGCUCCUGGGAGAUCGAACCAGCCCUCCACCGUGGGUGCUCGUCAGCAGAAACUGGCAUCAGCAUUCCAGCCCCAGCAUUUGAGUUUCAGUCAGGUUCAGCACUUCGGAUCUGGGCAUCAAGAAUGGAAUGGAAACUUUGGACAUCGGAGACAGCAGGCUUAUAUCCCUACUAGUGUUACCAGUAAUCCAUUCACUCUUUCUCACGGGAGUCCCAGUCACACAGCUGUGCACGCUCAUCUGGCUGGAAGUACGCACCUUGGAGGACAGCCUACUCUGCUUCCGUACCCAGCAGCUUCCCUCAGUAGUGCUGCUCCAGUGGCCCACCUCCUAGCCUCGCCAUGUACCUCAAGACCCAUGUUACAGCACCCGACUUACAGUCUAUCCCAUCCUGGUGGCAUAGUUCACCAGGUCCCCGUGGGCAUAAACCCCCGCCUGUUACCAUCCCCAACCAUUCAUCAGACUCAGUACAAACCAAUCUUCCCACCACAUUCUUACAUCGCAGCAUCGCCUGCGUAUACUGGAUUUCCUUUGAGUCCAACCAAACUCAGCCAGUAUCCAUAUAUGUGA